This is a messenger RNA of Uranotaenia lowii, 1868 nucleotides long. Its product is annotated as zinc finger and SCAN domain-containing protein 12-like. The transcript has 3 exons. The record is from RefSeq and is a predicted model, not a curated record. Bases 215 to 1087 code for a protein of 290 amino acids. Gene Ontology annotation, cellular component: nucleus. Gene Ontology annotation, molecular function: zinc ion binding. NCBI's taxonomy places the organism in Eukaryota, Metazoa, Arthropoda, Insecta, Diptera, Culicidae.
AUUCAAUGUUCAUAAUGGCUAGUUUUUACCCACUUACUGAUUAAACGUCCCGAUGCGUGUGGAAAAUGUCAUCCUGAAAUUUGAUUCGCUUUUUUGCUUUGCAUGCUCAAUCGUGGCCGCACGCAAAAGAUAAGUGGCAUCAGCUUGAUAUCGAUUGGAAAAUAGUGAAACAGUGACUUUUUCGUACCAGCAAGGGUUCCGAACAAGGCCCCGGAUGAAUGUUCAACAAUUGGAAAAUGCCUGCCGGCUUUGCCUGCAGGAAAUCGAUGGCCAAAACAUCUAUCCCAUUCGGGACAUAGAGGACAAAAUUGAACUGCUGUUCAAGUUUGAGCUUAUCAGAUAUGACCAGGAAUCGCAAUGGGCUUGUAAGUCUUGUUACGAUUGCGUCGGACUGUUCUACAACUUCACGGAAAUGGUUUCCGAGAAGCAAUCCUGUUUGGAAACUUUGUUUGCUAGCGGCAAUGACGAAAGUGGUCAGAUGAACGAGGUGGGUGUCAACAUAAAAGCGGAACCCACCGAAAUUUUCGACCUGGUAGAUGACGACGAUGACUAUGGAGACGACGAUUUAUCGGAGCCGGAUCUGAGCUCAUACUUUGAACCUUCUUUGGAAAUAGGGUAUCAAGGGGGCGUAGCACAAACGUCAACAGCCUCGAGAGCUGCGCCCCCUCAAGCGGUUCCGGCUUCACUAGCCUGUGACCUGUGUACGUAUGUAGCCAGCAAUCGUACCCUUUACACCUUGCACCGGAAGAGGGCCCACGGUCCGAAAGUGUACAAAUGUCAAUGUGGCCGGUCCUUUUCCACCAACGAAUACCUAACAACGCACCAGAAGCGAGCUCACCAACCGAAAUCAUUCCACUGUAAGCUGUGCGAUAAAUCUUUCGCCGAGAACUUUUAUCUGAUGCGGCACCAGGCCAAUCGGCACCGGAACGUGUCCACAAUUGCCAAUUCUAUUUACCGGUGUCAGCGAUGCGAUAAACCGUUCCUGACGCCGAACAUGCUGUCCCGGCACCAGCAGGCCAACACCUGCGAGGUGCAACGCAAAGGUUUCCGAAAGAAGUAUCGAAAGCGUAGGAAGGCAGCCGAGUGAAAUUAUUAAGAAGGAUUUCGGAUUGAUUUUGCCCUCAAUGAUGCGAAAAAAGAGUUGAAAGUAUGUUUAAAAUACCCUAUUUGAAUUUCAAAACCAUCUAACUUUCUGACAACAGGUAUUUGAUUACCUAUCAAAACUUUACGAGUUUUCAAAUGUGUACCGAUUUCGUAACAAGAAAUACUUUUGUAAGUUUAGGCAUGCGAGAGUGAUAGGUCAUUCAAACAUCUCACUCGAGAACGUGCCAAAUUGUAGUUGGUCUAAAGUCUGGGACGGUAACCUUUUUGUUGAUCUAGGUCCAUUACAUUCGGGAUUGCUACGAUCAUUUCCAAACUAAUCAGUUGUCUGUAUAAUAUUUCUUGCACGAAAUUUGCCAUUUAUUUUAGUUUUAGAAAUAGAUCUUAAGUCCCAAGAUAACACAAUGUGUGAGAGCUUAAUUUGUCUUGUGAAUUUGUAUUUUUUUUAUUCUUUAUAAUUUCAAUCUGGUUGAAAUUUGAAGAUUGGCUGAAGAUACUUAUUCGUUACGAAUGCGGUUUGCAAAAGCUUUGAUUUUUAAAUUUUGAAGAAACACCAAAAUGAAAGAACGCUCGUGGCUAACAGCUGGCCAAUUGAAAGGAAAAGUAAACAGUAAAUUCCAACGUGUGUCCCAGUUUCACAUUACCUUUUUAUAGGUGUCCAGUCAUAAAAUGUAUAAGUUAAUAAUUUCGCAGAAGGUAUUGCAUUUUCCCAAAGCUGUUCCAACAAACAACAGAUUGAUAAUAAACUUCUUCUACCCUUCACCUAA